AUGUGGCAUCUCAUCCUGCUCCUCUCCUGCUUAGGGGCAGUCGAAGCCAAAAUCUCUCCCCACCAAAGACAAAAAGUAGUCCAAGCCUACAACCCCCGACGAAACACCAGCUCAGACUCUACACCCCUUCAAGUAGGAAACGGCAACUUCGCCUUCGGCGCCGACAUCACCGGUCUCCAAACCUUCAAGCCCUACGCCACAUUGUCAACAUGGGGUUGGCACAACUUCAGCCUACCCACCACGCCGAACCAGACAUCCGUCGACGACUUCACAGGCUUGCAGUGGUGGACUCACGACAGGCUGGUGACUUAUGACCAGCCUAAUCCAGCCCAGAACGACAUCUCGCAAUGGCUUAUCCAGAACCCCCAGCGGGUUAAACUGGGGAAUAUCGGCUUUGCCUUCCCCCGUGAUGGCGAUGAGAAAGACAAAAAUGUCACGGAGGCGGACCUGGAGAAGAAGACGCAGACACUCGAUAUAUGGUCAGGAGUCUUAAAGUCGUCCUUUGCCUACAAGGGCGUUCCUGUAUCCGUAAACACAGCGGUCGACCCAGACUCUGAUACCGUCUUGGUAGAGGUUGAUUCCAAGCUGCUGCAGUCAGGUGGUCUCGGUCUCUUCUUUGAUUUCCCCUAUUCCGACCGCAAUAAAUUCGACGCUCCUUUCGUCGGCGUGUGGAACGCAACAGACAAGCACACGACGGUCUUGCAGCACCAGACCUCUCACUCCGCCGUGAUCCAGCACUCUUUGGGGCAAACGACGUAUUACCUUACUUUGCAAUGGGAGGGGGGAGAAGCGACGAUCACUGGUCCGGCUAAGGGAACUCAUCGGUAUUUUCUGAGGAUGAAUAACAGCAAGACAACAACGAGGAGGUUGCGGCUCAAGGCUACUUUUUUACCUGAACCACUGGAUGCAACUAGCACUGCAACAGUCACUACGACUCCUUCUUUCACCAAGUUACUAGCCAGAACGCAAAACUGGUGGAACACCUACUGGAUAGCCGGCGCCUUUGUCGAUCUCUCCCGCGUUAUCAACUCCAAGUCCAGUCCAUCGUCUCUCCAGGCCAACGCAACCGAACUCCAAAGCCGCAUCCUCCUCUCCCUCUACCUCCUCGCCGUCAACUCCGCCUCCUCCCUCCCGCCCCAAGAAUCCGGUCUAGUCAACAACGGCUGGUACGGCAAAUUCCACCUAGAAAUGGUCCUCUGGAACACCCUUCACUUCGCACGCUGGAACCAUUUCCCCUUGUUCUGGCGCAGUUUACCCACCACUUACACUCUAUUCCUGCCUUCUUCCCUUGCCCGUGCCCGAGAGCAGGGGUAUAAGGGAGCGAGAUGGGGCAAAAUGACGGACCCUACUGGCCGUAGCGCGCCGGGGGAGAUUAAUUCUUUGUUGAUCUGGCAGCAGCCGCAUCCGAUGUUUUUCGCUGAGACGGAGUGGCGGUCUUUUCCUAAUGCGACCACCUUAAAAAAGUGGGAGGAGGUGCUGGAGCAGACGGCCGAGUUUAUGGUUUAUUACGCCUGGUUCAACCAGUCGACGGGGUAUUAUGACUUGGGACCGCCGAUGUAUCCUGUUUCGGAAAACACUAAUCCCAAUGCCACGAUAAACCCGACCUUCGAGCUGGCGUACUGGCGCUUUGGGCUGGAUGUCGCGUGCAAGUGGAAGCAGAGACAGAAUAAGACUGUUCCCGAGGAGUGGACGCGUGUACGGGAUAACUUGGCGCCGUUGCCGGUUGUGGAUGGGACGUAUGCGGUCUAUGAGGGUAUACCGGGCAUGUGGAGGGAUAAUAAGACGACGAACGAUCACCCGGCUAUGGCGGGGAUUUAUGGUUUGCUACCCGCGCCGGCGAGUGGGCAACCGCCCUUGGAUAUGGAUGUGCUGAGGAGGACGGCCGAAUAUAUCAAGCGGUAUUGGGCGUUGGAGGAGUCGUAUGGGUGGGAUUUCUCGAUGCUGGCGAUGAAUGCCCUUAGGCUGGGGGACGAAGAGCAGGCGAUUGAGUAUUUGCUGCAUCCCAUCUUUCAGUUCGAUGAUGCUGGGUAUCCGGUGGGCGGGUCGCGGGUGCCGACGCCUUAUUUCCCGAACUCGGCGUCGUUGUUGUUGGCGGUGGCGAUGAUGGCGGGCGGGUGGGAUGGGAGUGAAGGGAAACAUUUCCCCAAGGGGUGGGAGGAGGUUGAAGUGGAUGGGUUCGUGCCGGCUAUGUGA
Sordaria macrospora k-hell is the source of this 2193-nucleotide messenger RNA. RefSeq lists its product as uncharacterized. Gene Ontology annotation, biological process: carbohydrate metabolic process. The record is from RefSeq and is a predicted model, not a curated record. Lineage: Eukaryota; Fungi; Ascomycota; Sordariomycetes; Sordariales; Sordariaceae.